Messenger RNA from Folsomia candida, 1613 nucleotides. RefSeq names its product 50S ribosomal protein L21, mitochondrial (gene mRpL21). Gene Ontology annotation, cellular component: ribosome; mitochondrial large ribosomal subunit. Bases 217 to 1098 code for a protein of 293 amino acids. NCBI's taxonomy places the organism in Eukaryota, Metazoa, Arthropoda, Collembola, Entomobryomorpha, Isotomidae. The record is from RefSeq and is a predicted model, not a curated record. Gene Ontology annotation, molecular function: structural constituent of ribosome. The transcript is spliced from 4 exons.
UUUCAACCCUUCUUCUUUCAGAGGUUUCACAUGGAUGGGAUCUCUGAUUUUGAUUUUUGAUUUGCAAAACUUUGGAACUUGGAACUUGUUUUAAAUUUUUGAACAUUCUUGUCUUGUCAUUAUUUGUAUCUGGAAUUUUGUGGUGAUUAUAAAACACGGCUACACCUAGCCGUGUGGGUUUAUAAAGUUUAAAGUUUGACGCUUGUCGGUAAAACAAUGCUUCGGUCCAGUUUAAGUUUAUUGAAACAAAAGGGACUUUUGGAGUGUUUUUCUAACCUAAACGUGGGGCCCAUUUGUAGUCGAUUUGUUCAUGGUGGGGGUGGUGGUGGUGGAAUUUUUAGCAGUUGGGGAAAUGCUGAUUAUAAUAGAACGGGUGGUCGUUUUAAUUAUGAAGGGAGGACCGGCCUUCAGGUUCAGCAGGUUCGACAUGGUCACAAGUAUGUCGUACAGGACUUAAGUGUCCUCUGGUAUCGGAGACGACGUAAGGCGAUGCAACAACGGCUGAAAGUGCUCAACCCCUCCUCUCCAGUUAUCGAACAUCAAGAUCCACUCCCCCAAACGAAUGAAGGAAGAUAUCCACCUAAUUUAUUUCCAGAAGAAGGGAUGGAGCAAGUUAAAGAUUAUGCCAAGGAGGAGGAAGAAAAGAGAGGAGUAGUUGCGGAAAUCAAUCGACAAAUGGAACAGAAACAAAGACUUUUCGCCAUCAUCAACAUUAAAGGAAAACAAUUUAAAGUUACGCCGGAAGACAUUAUCAUUAUUCAAGGCUACUGGGCUCCCGAUAUUGGGGAUAGAUUGCGUUUACAUAAAGUGCUGCUAUUAGGUGGGAGUGAUUUUACAUUGCUAGGUCGACCUAUAUUAGAUAACAGCUUGUUUCGAGUGGAGGGAACCGUAAUUGAGAAGAAACUCUCCUAUACAAAGCUACAUUUUAGGCUCAAGAAGCGAAAAAAUUUUAGAAGACUUAAAUUCAGCAGGGACCCUUACACAAUGCUCCGCAUCAACAUGGUCGAACUAAUAUAUCCAAUCUCCUCUCUUACUGAAGUCGUUGAAAAAGAACCAGAAAUUGUAGAAGGACGAUUCAACAUUGCCAUGCAGGAGUGACAGCCUAAUAAUUUAUUUGUAUAACUGAUAGAUAAUGAUUUUUGUUUGCGUGAAUGUUAUGCAAAAAAUUGGAUGAUAUCCGAGGUUGUUUUUGCAUAAACUAAGUCAUUUAUUAGAAUACCUAGUGGACUGUAAACUUUUCAACAAAUUUUGGAAAUGAGAAUUGUUAUUAACAAAAAAAUGAUACCAAAUUUGGUUGCCAAAUUAUUUAGUUUUAAAAAGCUCCGUAGAUAAAUUAUGCAUCGUAUAAAGAUAUAAAUACUACUCAUUAGGUUUACAUCGCAAAUUCAAGGAAAUAGUAAAACUCGGUAAUUAAUGAGAUUAAGUAUAACAUAGGAAACAGAAAUAAGGGCAAAAUGCAGAUAAUAUGUAGAUAGACGACCACGGUCAUCGUCCUAUGUAAUCUGAAAUACGAUUUCUUCAUUGGUCCACAGAUGUUCAACAACCCUCACGGUAGGAAGUGUGAGGGUUGCUGAUUUCAUUUUGCAUUUUCCUCCCGACUUUCGUCUUUCGUC